Molecule: messenger RNA, 768 nt
Organism: Cataglyphis hispanica
Lineage: Eukaryota; Metazoa; Arthropoda; Insecta; Hymenoptera; Formicidae
Product: stromelysin-2-like
Exons: 1
Coding region: 1-768 (255 amino acids)
Biological process (GO): extracellular matrix organization; collagen catabolic process; proteolysis
Cellular component (GO): extracellular matrix
Molecular function (GO): zinc ion binding; metalloendopeptidase activity
Source: RefSeq, a predicted model, not a curated record
AUGGGCUAUGGGAGUUCGUCGUUAAGGUUCGCGCGCGACUCGCUACGUCCCGAUAUAUUGAUAUCGUAUCGAACGGGCGCUCACACGUACGCGAACGUCGAAAACGGCGACGUCUGUCCGGCGGUCUUCGAAGGUCCGGGCGGGGCCCUCGCUCACGCGUUCCUCCCCACCGGAACGGCCGAUUUCUCCUCGGAGGUGCACGUCGGCGACGAGGAGCCGUGGCACGUGCUCCUGAACAAGAAUCCCUCCGACAAGUAUCAUCUGCUGCUAACUCACGACAUCGGUCACGCCUUAGGUCUGCAGCACAGCAUGCGCAACGACUCGGUCAUGUUUCCGUACGUACCCGACAACGAGCUUCAAUAUCCGGUUAAAUUAAGCGUAGAGGACACCCUCGCUAUACAAAAUUUGUACGGAUCUCGCGACGACGGAGAUCGCUCCGCGAUUCCCGCGACCACGGCGGCGCCCGUCACCACCGUAGCGCCCGCGACGACCGACGUCGCGCCGACCGAUCCGUCGCGCGACGAUCUCUGCGCCUUGCGGCGCAUAGACGCGGCCUUAACCCUUUCGCGCCGAGCGUCGCAUAUAUGCGGCAUCCACUCGACGACCCGUGGGUACGGGCGCCGCAUAUACGCGGCAUCCACGCCAUUACUUCUGGGUACGAGCGCCGCAUAUAUGCGGCAUCGAAAUGAUCUGUACAAGUACGCUGAUAAAACAGAUGGUCGAAAAGUAUCGUCACAGUGCAACGGGACGUCAAGGCAGACCCGCUGA